Messenger RNA from Arachis duranensis, 1927 nucleotides. Its product is annotated as RING-H2 finger protein ATL47. The transcript is spliced from 2 exons. Lineage: Eukaryota; Viridiplantae; Streptophyta; Magnoliopsida; Fabales; Fabaceae. Bases 409 to 1383 code for a protein of 324 amino acids. The record is from RefSeq and is a predicted model, not a curated record.
CCUUUCUCUUCUUUUGCUAUUGAUUUGAUUAUUCUCCGAGACAGGGAGAGAGUCAGAGGCAAGUGUCUUAGAGUCCCGAGUCAGUGAGUGUCGAGUCCUCAGGUAGCUGAGAAAUGAUGAUCAUUUCCUGCAAUUAAGCAAGUGCAAGGAUUUUAUGUGCAUGUUCAUUGUUUGUCAAAAUGUCUGAGUUGGGUUGAACACCUAAAUAAGCAAGAUUCCAACUUCAUAUCAAGCUGUACACAUAGUUGCAAUAUCCAAAUACUGAGAGUCACAAGCCACGUAUUCUAGAAUGUACUGGGUUAACUUCCAAAUCUGUCAUAGUAGUGAUGCUAUCGAGAUCCCCAAAAUCCUACCUUUACCUUCUUCCUCUUCUUGUUCUUGUUCUUCCCCUUACAAGAAACAAUUAGAAUGAACCCUGCAGUGAUUUUCAUCAUAGUGAUCUUAGCUAUUGUGUUCUUGAUCUCUGGUAUCAUUCAAUUGGUUGUUAGAUUCCUCAUGAGGCAAAGGUCCUCUUCUUCAUCAAUUAUACAAUCAAAUAGGUUCCCUGACAUGUCUGAACCUGAUGCAUACCAGAGACAGUUACAGCAACUCUUCCAUCUCCAUGAUUCAGGCUUGGAUCAGGCCUUCAUAGAUGCUCUCCCAGUUUUCUACUACAGAGAGAUCAUAGGUUUGAAGGAACCAUUUGAUUGCGCAGUUUGCUUAUGUCAAUUCUCAGAACAAGACAUGCUGAGAUUGCUUCCACUUUGUAACCAUGCUUUUCACAUUGACUGCAUAGACACAUGGCUCAUGUCUAAUUCAACUUGUCCCCUUUGUAGAGGGAGCCUCUAUGAUCCAGGGUUUGCAUUUGACAACCCAGUUUAUGAAUUUGAGGGUCCAAUAAGGGAAGAUGGGGUUUCAGGGAGUGGUGUUGGUGUUGGUGAGGCUGGUUCUGCCAAUAACAAACAUGGAGAAAGUCACAUAAUGAGUGGGAAAAGGGUGUUUUCUGUUAGGCUUGGGAAAUUCAGGAGCUCAAAUAAUGGUGAAGGUGUGGUCAUGGGAAGAGGUGAAGGAGAGAGUAGUAGUAGCACAAGUAAUUUUGAUGUGAGGAGGUGCUUCUCAAUGGGGUCUUUUCAGUAUGUGGUUGCUGAUUCAGAUUUGCAAGUGGCUUUAUGCCCUGACACCAGUGGCAGUAUGAGAAAAUUGAAAGGAAGAUUAGCUCCACAAUAUGGAAAUUCUACUUCCAUUGAUGGGGAUAUUGAGGGGGAAAAAAUCAACAUUGCUAGAAAAGGUGAGAGCUUUUCUGUUUCAAAGAUUUGGCUAUGGUCUAGGAAGGAUAAGGUAUCAAAUUCCUCACCAGAAACUCAUUUGGGUAAUUCUCAUGUCACCGCAACUUUGCAUGGAUGAACAGAGGGAUCAAGGUACAUGAAACUGCUCAGAUUUAGACAUAUUUUCAAUGAGUUCACUCUCAGGAUCUUUCAUACUUUGAUUAUACUUUUUUACUGAUAAUACUUGUAAAUUAUGCUACAAACAUCAAUUGAGAAUCUAUGUCCUUUGGGUGAGAGUUCAGAGUUAAUUUCUAGUUUUUGUUAGGAAAAGCAUACUUUUUAUUUAUUAAUAAUAUUAUUUUUUUAUUUGUUUUUUUUUUUACAAAAUCCUAUUUCUGGAUUAGAAGUAGCCAUCUGUUUUGUUCCGGAAUUUCCAGAAAAGCUAUACUUGGUUGCUUGAAUGAAGAAAAAAAAAGAAAAGCUUUGCUUGUUGUGGUCUUAUGAGGAAAAUGAAGAGACAGAUCAAUGUAGUGAUUAGCAAAAAACACAAUGACAAGAGAUGAUUUCAACAGUAUUUUAGAAUGUGGUCCCUUGGUGCCAUGUGAUGUUUUUGUUUCAGUGACAGAAGUGUAAGAAAGAAAGAAACUAAAGUGUAAGUGUCAAACUAGGAGUUGCUUUUUGGA